GCCUCCUCCGGAAGCCUUUGUACAGAUAGCAGGAGACAGAACGGGCAUAGCACCCUGGCACGGCCCCUCACCUGCCAGCCUGGCACAGCCUGAAGCGGAUUAGGGAAAGGGGUCACCCCUCCUGCCCCCCUUCUGGACAGAGGAUACAUGGAUUGGGGCUGUGUGCCCCCCCAGGGACCCCACAUUGAGGAGCAGAGUGGUGGGGAGAGGACAUAACCUGGUCACCGUACUGUGGAAGAGACGCAGAGACGGUGAACGAAAAGCUUAGGACGCCAAAUAAAAAAAAGAUAACAAGAACAAGUCAUGCAGUCAUUUCGGGAAAGGUGUGGUUUCCACGGCAACCAGCAGAACUACCAAUCAGCUUCUCAGGAUUCCUCACGCCUUGAGAAUUACAGGCAUCAAAGUCAGCCGGCCCUCAACUGUGAGCGUCAGAGGCAGGUGACUAAAGGCUACUAUGCCCAGAUGUCCUAUCAAGGCUACGAGAACAACGCGGGGGAGAAGUACCCACGGGGCGACAAGCACAUUAAUGUACAGCAUCUUCAAGGCAGGGUGUCUUUUGCAAGCUUCCCAGAGGGCAGUGUCUACACUGGACAAUAUUCAGGGGAAGAAGGGCUGCAAAACUGGUCACAAUCUCAGACUUUAGCAGGGACAAAGUACGAGGGGGCCCUUGUCAAGAAGACAUCUGGUGAGGGCAGGGGAUACCAAGAUCUGUCCGGACAGAUGCAGUUCCGCUCUCAUAACCUGCAUCACCCACAGCAACCACAGCAACCACAGCAACAAUCCCUCCCCUAUGCCAAGCUUCCCAGGCAGAAGGUGCAAAAUGAAGUGGCAUCUUCUCCAUUGUCGUUUAGUCAAUCUACCCACUUCAACCAGAGUUAUCCCACAGUUUCCACAUAUUCCUCUGUGCCAGGGUCCAGCCAGGUCUCUCAUUCCUUCAAGAGCUGCACUGCACCUUCCAACCCCCCUCAUGAGCGUGCCAUGGCUACUGCCAAUCAGCGGGCACAAGCUAUGCAUGCCUACCAGUCUUCUAGGAUGGCAUCUUAUGAGCAGCCACAACGUCACCAUGCUCAAGAGACUUUGCAUUACCAAAACAUGGCCAAGUACCAACAUUACAGUCAACAAGGCCAAGCCUACUGCCAGUCUGAAACUCCAAGUAGGACCACAGAACAGUAUUACCAAACCUUUAGUCCUAGUGCCAGCCAUUCACCUGCCCGGUCAGUGGGCAGGUCCCCAUCAUACAAUUCUGCACCAUCGCCUCUAAUGUCAAACAUUGAGAACUUCCAGUAUAGCCAGCAACAGCACAGUGCCAGUACAUUCCCUAUGGGCAUCUCUGACCACAGUCACUACAUGCCACUUCUAAAUCCCUCUCCUACGGGCACCUCCAGUCCAGACUCACAGACUAAAAACUUGCAAAAUGACAAAAUUCCUGAGACCCUGUUGUCAGACCUCAGUCUGCAGAGCCUCACCGCCCUCACCUCCCAAGUAGAAAACAUAUCCAACACAGUACAGCAAAUGCUACUAUCCAAGUCUGGUAUUCCUCAAAAGAAAGGGCUGAAGACCUCCCCGAGAACACCAGAACAAAUAAAAGGACAGCACUGCAGUCCUGACAGCAAUACAUACUCUGCGGAUCAAAUAGGAACCCCCCUAUCUGAGACCCUAGGGACCCCACAAUCUGUACACACUGAGAUUCAAGAUGCAGAUUACCUUAGUGGCUCCGAGGACCAGCUGGAAAGGAACUACUUAUACUGUGGUCCUGGCCGAAGUCCAGGCAGAGCAAACAGCAACAAAAUUAAACCAGAAUCCAUAUCUACGUGUUCUGUGACUUCACCGGACAACAUGUCUACCAAAUCUGAUGACUCCUUCCAAAGUAUUCAUGCCAACCUGCCCCUGGAGACUUUUGCCAAGCUGGUGAGCAGUGAGAGAGAGUGCCCACACUUAUUAGUCAAUGCCCUGUCCCAUGAGGAGCUAUCCACAGAAAUCAUCGCUCUGCAAGAUGCUAUUGAUAACGAAAAAGCUGAGAAAGCUUGGGUUGAUUCUCCUACCUUGAAUAAUAACUCUCCUAAAUCACCGUUUAACCUGGAAAACCACACAGCCUGUUCUGAGACAGCACCAAAAAAUACAUGGUCCGACCAAGGGCCUACAGAACAGUUUGCAGAUGAUUUGAAAAAACACCUCCAAGAAAAGACCCAAACAGCCAAUCAAAAGGAUUUUAAUGACAAAUACUUUGAAAAAGAGGAAUUUACACCAAUUCCAGCAAAACUCACAGAAAGCACUGAAGAUUCUGUAAAUUUUUGUUCAGAAAAUAACACAAGUGCAGUUGUAUCAAGCACAACAUGUACCAGCUUUUCCAAUACAAACACCACCUGCUCUAAGACUACCGAUCCCUUCGACUGGUCCGAUAAGAAUGAGUCUGAAUCCUGCCUAAGGUGGAAGGACAUUGAGUUGACUUUGCGCUCAUCGGACCUACAGAAAGGCUUGUUUCAGACCAAGGAGAAUAAGACUGAUUGUCAUCUCGAUGUUCCUGAUGUGGAGACCCCUUUGGAGAAUGAUUCCGGAGAGGAGUUCAAUAAGGAUGGGGCAGAGGAUUUAGCCUACGCAGAUGAUCGCAAGACUGACAGUGAGAAGUGGUUAGAAGACACCCGAGAUUGUUACACUGGGGAUGAUUUUAAUGAUAUUCCUGAUUUACCAUCUCAAAAAGAGUCCAACUUGGAACCUGAAGACUAUUCCUCUUUGUGUGACUUUUCAGACAGAAAAUCUUUCAUAUAUGAUGCACCUUCUCCAAAGCAAUUAAGAGACAUGGAAGCAUUUUCUUCCAUUAAUACUCCAGAGUCUAUAGAAAAUCCAAGCUCAGAGGGCAAGGAGAAUUUAGUACCAUCACCACAGCUUUCUGAUGGUCACUCAAUCAUCCUACUUGGCCCAGCUGUUGGUACAGAGUCUAAAGUAAAUAGCUGGUUUGAAUCCACACUUUCGCAUAUUAAAACUGAUGAAGAGAUCAAAAAAACAAAUGAAGAUGAAACAGAGGCCAAUACUCUUGAGCCUGCCCCGAUUGUUGAAGUGGAAGAACACAAGUUGGAGGAUCAAUCCCAACAAUUGAAAACUGAAGAAGAACUUGAUAGGAAGCCCAUUUAUAGUAAAAGAAAUCAAUGCAGAAUUUCAGAAUCCAAGGAGUCUGAUAGAGGAUAUCAAACCCAGUCCGAUGACACUUCUGCCAUUGGAAUUGAGAAGAUCGGAAAAGAAGAUGAAGAACCAAAACUUCCCAUUCCUGCAACUAAAGUUCCUCAUGUUGAAGAAACACCAGCGAGGAUGUGCACACGUUCUUUGACUUCAAAAGUAGAGCCUCAGGCAUAUGGGCCUGUUGUGGGAAUGAAGGCAUCUUUACCAGAGAAACUGACUAAGGGAGGGGCAUUUGGUGUGAAGCAAAGAGCCCCGUUUAAGCCCGGAAGAAGAGGUGGGAAAACCGCAAUGAAGGUUAUGAGUCUUCCCAGUGACCAAAAUGCUUUUAUUCCCCAAGGUAAAACACCCAGCACUCUGCCCACUAGUCAAAAAGCUAAAGAAAAUGUUAUAAACAUUCUUAAAGAUGAAAGAUCCAUGAUACUGAGGUCUCGUAGCAAGAAUCAGGAGCUUUUCCAAACCAAAAGAAGAAAGGGGAAACGGGGAAUGAGUCUGGUGUUGAAAAAACAUACUUCGCUAAAGAAAAUUAUUGCAAAUAACUGCACACUGCCAGACACCUUCAAGUUGAUGCCAAAAGUAAAGCAAAGGAUGAAACUUUCAAAGCCAGGGGUUGCAAUCAAUGGCAAGACGACUGAGCGGACUUUGCAUUCUCUAAAAAGAAAGCCAAGCUUUAUAUCUCCUGUGCCGGCCAAAAAACGAAACUUGAUCUUGCGCAGCAAAAAUGUGAAAGAGGAAAAGUGUGAAGCAGCCACUAAGUUAUUCAAAAAAAUUAAGCCAACAAAAAAAGAGAAAGUCAAGCUCAGCAUUGCGAGAAAGAAGACUUGCAAGGUCAUCCUAAAUACCCCCUCAGUUCGAGUGACCCCAGAUGUUUGUCUGAAGAUUACCUCACAACCAACAUAUGCUGAAAACAUGAAAACCAAAGUGUUGCCUCCCAGAAAGGGCCGGGGUCUGAAACUCGACGCUAUUGUGCAAAAGAUUACUUCACCAAAUCAGAAGAAACAAGUUGGUAUCAAUACAGGAUCUAACUGUGUCAGUACACCUGCUAACAGUCCCUUAAAUGUUCUUGACCAGGGAAAAGACUUGAGGGAUUCCAGCAUAGUUUCAGUAGAUUCUGAAAUCAAGAUGCUAGACCAAGACUUGGUGAAAAGUGAGCUUUCAAAGUUAGAUACUGAAAUGCAUACUCUGACCUGCAGGAGAUAUAAGAACAAGUCCAUAAAAGGAAAACUCCUUCACAAUAAAAAGAUGACCACAAAUUCGCUACUUGAUGAAUUUGGCACUCAUGCUGUGGCAGAUGUGAAGAGGAACUGUGUAGGGACAAAUAAACUGAGUGCUGUGUCGAAGAAGAAGAUCACAAGAGGGAGGUCCCGAGGUUCCUCAACCACUUCCAAAAGUGAAGCCAAGAAGCUUGCCAGAGCAAACGCUUCUGUUCUCCUUACACCUAGAGACAAGGCUCUUUCAGAAAAUGCUGUAUUAAGCAGCAGACAUCAGUCCAGUGAGUACAAGCAGGCUAAGCUUAAGGAAGGUUCUCCCGAUGAGUCUGCAACCCAGACCAGAGCUAGGAAAAAAACAAAACACCCUAUCUUCAACGGGUACACUAAGAGACAGCGUAAGAGUUCCCCUCGAAGCAAGCCCCCAAAUCAAACCACCACAAGCAAGAGAAGAUCAAAGGGACGGAAUGCUCCUCUGAUUACUCCCAAAGAGCCUGAGAUCAAGCUCAGGUAUGUGUCUUCUAAACCCACAAGAACUGAGACUAGAGUCAGACACUUCACUCCUUAUAUUCAGGUAGAAAAAAGAAAUGAAUUCACUACAACCUGUACCAUUAUUAACACUCCUGGAGAGGAGACCAGAUUAAUAAAGGAAAGAAAUAGUGAGCAUUCAGCAUCUCCACGAGUAUCGUUGUCCAGCCACGGAAUUGUUCCUUUCUCCUCCAGAAUGCAGCUGGGACCCCUGGUCUGCAAAUCGGUAGCCUCAGGUUGCCUUGUCUGCUGCCUUUGUAGAAGCCCAGCCAAUUAUAAAGACUUGGGGGACCUUUGUGGGCCAUAUUACCCCAUGGACUGCCUACCUAACAAAAAAACGAGGCCCAAAGAAAAGUUUAAAACAGAGGAGACACCCGCAGAGAAAUCUCCCAAGGCAACAGAAAAUCUGUGCUCGGCAGGGAGCGGGAAAACGCCUUGUCUAGAUGGUGGAGCAGUUGACUCGAUCAAACAUAACAACCUCCGCACUAGUGCCCGUGGACUGUUAAGGAAACUGCCCUCUUGUUACUGUUGCAACAAAAAAUCAGAGGUGUCAGAGGUCGAAAAACCAAGGAGGCAUCAGUGUAGCAAGACUGCCGAUCCGCCACCUCCAGAGCCAGCGGCUGAGACUCAGGAGCAUUGGGUACAUGAGGCGUGUGCCGUGUGGACCAGUGGCGUUUACUUGGUGGCAGGAAAACUGUAUGGCAUCCAUGAAGCCAUUCAAAUGGCAGCCUCGGGGCCCUGCCCCAAAUGUCUAAAGCCAGGAGCGACUGUGGGCUGCAGCCACCAGGGAUGCACACAAACCUAUCACUAUACAUGUGCAAUGGAGACGGGUUGCCUAUUAAAUGAAGAGAACUUUUCGAUAAGAUGUCCUAAACACAAGAGACUCCUGGUGUAACCACCGGCUCUGCAGUAGUCACCCUCAUCACACCCAAAAUCUUUUGUUCACUUCUUUGGCACUGUCACCAUUUCCUACUGUGGAGAUAGGGCUCUGGACCCCCUCCCCAUCAAGCUGCCAGUCACAUUAUACCUGCUGUGCCAAGUUCAGGAGAGCACUGGGAUAGCAGGAACGUCCUCUCUUCCAUGACCACCUUACUAUCUCGUAGAGGAUACAGAAGGUUCCGGUCACAGAGAAGACACAUAUCCGGAAGAGCAAAUCACGUCAGGAGUGAAGAGAUGUCAUAUUUCUGGAACAAUAUGAAGCGCAAUCAGACAGGAGCAUCACUCCCGCCCAAAAUGGGAGCUUAUGACAUCACAUGUGUUAUCCAAAACCUUGAUAGCGAAGGCUCUUUAUGUGUCAGGUGGCUGCACACUCCUGGCAAGCUAAAGGUCAACUUCAUCUGCCAGGGGUUAAAAUUGAAAUGUAUAUUAUUUAGAACCGAGCCAGGAGGGUCCAUUUAAUAAUGGUUGCUUCUGACGGUAGACCAGAGGAAUGGUACGGAAAUUUAAAUGUCUUUGUGAUUCAGAUCAUUGCCUCGUUUGCUUACCUGGGGGUCCCCUUCCCCCCCAAAAAACUAAUUGUAGUGUUCCAAUACUCGUGACACAGAUACCGGCCUAUAAAUUGGGAGUUCAAGUUAUGAACUGUGAGAACUCAGCAUCUACUUCCAGCCUGAUGGAAACACUUUGUUUAAACGGUAUGACUCUGGCAAUGGCACCCCACAAGGAAAGGACAGAUUCUUACUGCACGCUAUAGCGGCUGCUGCUGCUGCAAGGGAAAGGAGUUAAUUCAGACUGUAGCGGGAUCUUACACUGCAUUAGGAUAGAGUUCCACCUUCUCAGAUCACAUCUCAGACAUGUCACUCGCCUGAUCCCUCUUCCACUCACCUUUCUGCUUUAUGUAUUCUCCACAUUGCAAGUCCCCAGAUAGCACUGUUUAGAUUUUUGCAAUACUUUCUCUUCCCUUGUUUGUGUUCUGUCUCUCCUGUCUUGACACCUUUGUCUCUCUUUCCCCUUCUCUCCCCUUCUCACUUGUUCUUUGUUAACUGUCUGCCUCUUUGUCCCUUCCCAUCUUACACACCUUACAACCCACUUCCAGUUCUUACCAUCCGUCUUGCUCACCUUUUAUUGCCACCUUUAUGCACCUUGUCUGGCCUGUGUCUGUUCUCCUUACUCUCGAUCCUCCUCUCUAUCUCCUAUGGCUUCCCUUAUAUCUCUCUUCAUUCCUCUUCUCCUGCUACCAUAUCUUUGCAAUCUAUCCCUCAUUUUACCAUCUUGUUU
This is a messenger RNA of Pelobates fuscus (common spadefoot toad), 7121 nucleotides long. RefSeq names its product retinoic acid induced 1 (gene RAI1). Gene Ontology annotation, cellular component: nucleus. Lineage: Eukaryota; Metazoa; Chordata; Amphibia; Anura; Pelobatidae. Gene Ontology annotation, biological process: regulation of transcription by RNA polymerase II; circadian regulation of gene expression. The transcript is spliced from 6 exons. The record is from RefSeq and is a predicted model, not a curated record. The coding region runs from base 304 to 5802 and encodes 1832 amino acids.